UGUUAUGUAUUUUGCAUCUCUUUUCCUGUGUGCCGCAUGUUGGCUGACCCUCUCCCUUCAUAGACAUCCGUCAAAUGCCACCACCACCAAUGCCGGCAGCUCUCGACCCCACCACCAUUUCCUCCGUCGCAUUUGCAUCCGUCUCGCCCUCAGCAACAUUCUCAAAACUAUCUCUUCUGUCACCCGUUCUGCCUGAUAUGCGCUCCGGGUCACCAUCCCUCUUUGGAGUGCCUCUGACAAACUCGUCCAGGCGUCCUAUGCCAAUAUCGUCCCCUCCGCCACACCAGUCAUCCAAUAGUAAGAGUCCUCCAUCCACAUCGAGUGCACAAGUCAUCGUUCAUCCGCAAUCAUCCAAUCCAUCGACGUCCAGCGCUUCUCCACCUUAUCGUGUGCGGUUUGCAUCACCGGAGGUGUUAGAUGGGCAACCGUCCUUGAAGACCACUCAUCAUGCUCCGCUUAAAUCGGGGAGGGAAGCGACGCCUCCUAUUUAUUCACAUACCCCUCCACCUGUGUUGGAAGAUGACAAAACAGCUGGCUCAGCGGUGGAUGAUGUACCACAGUCAGAUAGGGAUAGGAGCCCUGUACAUGACGGAAUUUCUCUUGAGGUCAAGAUAGUCCCACCAGAUCUUGAAGCGCCACAUCCACAUGCGUCCAUGCCAUCAGCCAUGCACAAUUCCACUCGAUUGGUGUCAUCGAUAUGCGAGUCAACGUCAUCCCUCCAUGAUUCUGAUUCACCACCUCCAUCAUGCGAGCCCGCACUGCCUAUACACGAAUUCACGCCAGUGACACACGAAUCCACUCCAACAGCACAUGAACCCACGCCACCCACGCGCGAACAGUCACCGCUGCCUCCUCCAAAGGUGAAAAUGUCCCUAAAGGACUUUGCCCUGCGUAAGAAGAAGCAGCGGGAAGAAAUGGCGAAGGAGCGAGAGUGUGAGUCGCCUGGUGGGCUAGGUAUGGGGUUGCUAGAUGAGAGCGGGGACGAGGGGAUACACGUAGAUGAGGAUGGUGCAGAUGUGCGGCUGGGGAGAGAUUCUGAGAGCACAGACCAAGAGCGUGAUUUGGAAGUGACCAUGUCGGAUGUACGAGAGGUGCAGGAUGUGGUGAUGGAUGGUGAUGAUGAUGUGCGGACGGCUGUUGAGGGGGUAAAGGAUGAACCUGGCGCUUCUUCUGCCAUGCAGGACGUAGUGGACUGCACGCUUGAAGAUCCACCCGCUGAGAGUCAGCGGCGCUGUGAAUCUGAGCCACGAGGCGCUACUCUAUCCCCGCCAAGGUCUCCCGUCGCAUCCCUGAGAUCUGUUCGUAGCAUGGAUAACACUCGUCCCUAACAUCCAACUUGCAGAUCCCGCUUCUCUCGUGGCGAAGAUCGAGAUACCGGAAAUUUCUAUACCCAAUGGGCUUGUGGGUGCUUGUGAUAGGUCAUCACCAUCCGCGCCGGACCCACCUCCACCUCCAUUGCAUCAGCAGACCAGGGGUACAGAAAGACAGUCAUCACCCAAAACGCUUUCGUCACCCCUACCCCCUUCCGCUCCGGCUUCCUAUUCUAUCAGACCCUCUCAUGAAGACGGAGAAAUCACAAGCGCCUCUCCUCCAAAGUCGUUGCAUUUCUUUCCCCGAUCAUAUACGCCUCCAACCCAGCCCCGCUCAUUUCAGGCCUCACAUCCCUCAUCUCCUCAUUUUACUCAUACUGCAUCUACACCCACCUCGUCAUCUUCAGCUUCCUGGCGCGGCCCACCUCCGCCGACAAGAGCACCCUUAUCCAGCACUCCUGCCUCGAACGGA
Messenger RNA from Suillus bovinus, 1782 nucleotides. RefSeq lists its product as uncharacterized. Bases 75 to 1328 code for a protein of 417 amino acids. The record is from RefSeq and is a predicted model, not a curated record. The transcript has a single exon. Lineage: Eukaryota; Fungi; Basidiomycota; Agaricomycetes; Boletales; Suillaceae.